GAAAUCGAUGUUAAAUGCCUGUAUGACUAAAAAGGAACGAGAAAAAGGGAAGGAAGUUGUAUUAUUAGAACUUUAAAUGGAAUGUAUAGAAAGAAGUAAAGGAAAUCUUCUUUUUCUCCUUGUCACUGUCAGCUGGCAUUUGUCUGGAAGAAGAAUGGCUGAUAAAUGGAUCAUGGGGCAUAUCAAGUGGCUCUUUGCGUUAACCAUUUGUUUUUCAGGGAAAAAUGCUUUUUGUGAAAUUUCCCUAAAUAUGGAAGACAGUGUGAUAGGAGUACGUGGUUUCUUUGUAAAAAUUCCCUGCACUUACAAUCCCUUCAAGGGUUAUGAGGAGGUUAAGGUUGAGUGGUCGUUGCCAUCUCAAGUGAUCAUUCAUCGCAUGGAGUCACAAGACCACAUCCCGCUUGUUAACUUCAGAGAAAGAGUGAAAAUCUCCAAUUCUCCAGGGGAUGUGUCCCUGACUAUCAUGAAAUUGAGUAUGAGUGACAGAGGUAACAUCAAGUGCAAGGUCACCUGGAAGAAAAAUGAUGGAACUUUGACUUUUAAGGAGGAUGUCACUGUACUUAAAGUACUCAGAGCAAAUUCAGGAUCAUCUGGGAACUUCAUUACUACAGGAGAACCAGACUACAAGACAAUAAAACCUGCAACUGAAACACCCAAAGAAAAUACCAUUACAACAACCCAUGAAGAACUCGAGACAACGAAACCAACAACUGAAGACCCUAAUGAAAAUAUAAUUACAACAGCACACACAAUGACAUCUACAACUCAAAACCCUAAAGAAAAUAUCAUUACAAUAACAUAUGAAGAACUGGAGACAACAAAUCCAGAAUCAUUUGGGGACAUCACGGCUACAGAAGAACCUGACAUCAGCACAACUAAACCUACAACUGAAAACCCCAAAGGAAAUAUCAUUACAACAACCCAUAAAGAACUGGAGACAAAAAACUCUCAUUUGGAUGAUGAAUUUCGUGAUAGUACAGUCAGUCCAAUGGAAAGAGCUGAACCUACAACUAUUAAGGAAUGUCAUGAAAGCACAACUGUGAUAGCCUUCUAUAAUACGAAUAUAUUUUAUACCAAUGUACCAAUUCCUCAAAAGGAAGGUUUUAGGAUACCAUUAAUUAUACUGAUAGCCAUUAUUAUAUGUGUUCUGAGCAUCAUUGCUGUAGUUAUUGUCCUUGUCAUCAAACAUAGGAAAACAAAGGGUUACAAAUAUGAAUUAUCCACGAUGAAUCAGUUAUCAGCUCUAGAAGGUGCUGGACACAGAUGUCAGGCAAACACUGAUGAAACAAGAGUUACUAACACCUAUGAACCGUGCAAUCCUCCACCGGUGUUGGAAUAUGAAGGAAUACUUGCCACUUUUUCUAAUGAAUAUGAAUCGCUUGUAGUUGAAAGGUCACCAGAUAAUAAUUGUUCUUGAGACAGCAAUUAAAGGGGUUGUCUGGGGACAGUUUGGGCUAAAAAGUAUACAAACAUAUGUACUCAUCUGUCAUAAUCCUCCAUCUUUGCUGUACCAACUAUGCCAAGUCCAUACUGCUUAUACUUUCUUGUCUCAGGUAGCAAACAACGAAACAUCCACUGGCAAAGUGGCCACUUCCUUGUUACUAUGAAGUGGUAAACAGCAAGGACCAAGCACCAUGAAAGAAAACAAUGGAACAUCUUUUGUCUAAUCCUAUAAAAAGUUAAGCGAGUUUGUGCAAGUUAAAGCUCAAUGAUAAUGCUGUCUGUAAAUAGAUUCACAGUAGCGAUUUUUUUGGUGCUUGCUUUUUUAUUUUUGUUAUAAAGUUAAUAUGAUGGAUCAUCUGAAGAUCAAAAAUGAGAAAUUAAGCAAAAAGUGUAAAUCCAGCAUAGGGGCACAAAAAAAUGUUGUUGUUUAUUUUAUUUAUUUUUUAUUUUUUAAAUAUAUUGGGGGAGAUUUAUCAGAACCUGCUUCUUUCAUUUUUCAAAUGGCCUGUGAAAAAUGAAAGAAGCAAUCAGCAUCUUUUCCUCUGGACAGGUUUCGAUAAAUCUCCUCAGUACAGAUAGUAAAUGAACAGCCUUUAAUAUUUUAUAGUCUCAAACUGUACCUCUGUGCCUUGUCUGGAGAGGUAUAAGAAGAUGCAUAUGCUUAUUGCUGUUCAUAUUGUGGAUGCAAAUCCGUACCUGGUGUGCAUGAAACUAAAAAGUCUUCUGAUUGUUUGGAUUUGAUCCAUUACGGUUUGUCAAACAUCCUUUUGGCUGUCUCACAUCUACCACAAAAUAUAGUAAAUUUAUAAUGUCAUAGAUGAAUUCUCAUUUAAAUGGGUUGUCUGGGAAGAUAAAAUUUUUUACACAUGGCCGAGUGUGCAUUAAAAAUAAAAAUAAGUCAUAAGCAACCAAUCCCCCACAGCUACUGUUCUCAUGCCUGGUGGUCCCCACUUCCACUUCUUGGUUCCUGUGAUCAGCAGUCUUAGCAGGAACUGUCAGCUCAGCUAACCACUGACUAAAGUGGGGAAAUGUUUACAGAUUUUGGGGUAGAUUUAUCAAAACCUGUCCAGAGGCCAAUCAGAUAGCCAAUCAGAUUGCUUCUUUUAAUUUCCAGAGGCGUUUUGAAAAAUUAAAGAAGCGAUCUGAUUGGCUGCUAAGGGCAACUCAGCAACUUUUCCUCUGGACAGGUAUGAUAAAUCUCCCCACAAAUUUAUAUAUAAAAAUAAUGUUGUAAUAUAAGGAUGUUUAAAAAUAAAUCUUGUAUCGACUGAAUACUGUUUUCUACUUCCUGAAAUAAACUAUGAUA
Molecule: messenger RNA, 2749 nt
Organism: Hyla sarda
Lineage: Eukaryota; Metazoa; Chordata; Amphibia; Anura; Hylidae
Gene: VSIG4
Product: V-set and immunoglobulin domain containing 4
Exons: 12
Coding region: 77-1417 (446 amino acids)
Biological process (GO): negative regulation of T cell proliferation; negative regulation of macrophage activation; negative regulation of complement activation, alternative pathway
Molecular function (GO): complement component C3b binding
Source: RefSeq, a predicted model, not a curated record